UUUGGAAACCUUCCGACAGAAGUUUGGAACAACGAACCGGCCUCGCCAACUAUAAAUCACGCCGUUGCCCUUUAUAGUAUAAACGAUUAAAAAAAAUCACGGAGUAUUUUAAUAAAAGCGAAACUUCAUCUGAAUAUUGCAAGCAGGAAAAAUGGCAUAACAAAUGUGAAGACGCAUUGCAUGAUCAUUAUUAAUUAAGGGUUUGGUGUUCAUAGGAAAAAACUAUAAGUACACCUUUUCGCCCUUACUCUCAGAUGCUACUCGGAAAACGAGUCUUCCAUUCCUUUCCUUUUAACAUUUAGCAUUAAUGGCUCUAUACACAGUAGCAGCGUCUAAAUCCUUUGUCCAAACCACACUACAUUCAGUUGUGGCACCUUCCAGGCCCCUUCUGCCCAUUAAAGCAUUGUUUCAUCGAACACACACAAGAUCAUCUGCUCAAAAAACAGGGAAAAUGCGGUUGGUUCUUCAGCCUAUCAGGGCAACUUCAGAAGAAACUUCCAAUGAUGUCUUAAAAUCUAUUGGUGAAGUCCUGGGUGACUGGAAAGAAACGUGGGAUUCAAUUGAAAAUAAGUCAACAGUGUUUGUCUUUGGAGCUGGUGCUGUGGCAGCUUUGUGGAUUUCAUCAACUGUAAUUAGUGCAAUCAACUCUGUUCCUUUGCUUCCGAAAGUAAUGGAGCUCAUUGGCCUCAGCUAUUCAUUGUGGUUUACCUACCGCUACCUUCUUUUCAAGGAAAGCAGGAAGGAACUAGCAGCAAACAUUGAGGAGCUUAAACAAAAAGUUACUGGAACAGAAGAUGAUUAAUGCUGACAUCGAGCAGUUCAAUUUUUUCCAUCAAUCUAACAUCUAUUAGUUGCAAUGCUGCUCCAAGAUAUCGUGCAGCUACAUACACCACCUUGGCAGCUACUUUUAGCAUUAAUCAGUACUGCUCUCAGAUAAUGUGCAGCUGCAUACGUCACCCUGGCCGCUACCUUUAGCAUUAAAACAAUAAUGCCUUCUUUGACGAUAUGUUAACUGUAAUCAAAUUUUGCAAUGAUAGAAUUUUCUUGGCGUGUUUUCUUUUUA
Molecule: messenger RNA, 1063 nt
Organism: Cryptomeria japonica (Japanese cedar)
Lineage: Eukaryota; Viridiplantae; Streptophyta; Pinopsida; Cupressales; Cupressaceae
Product: protein CURVATURE THYLAKOID 1A, chloroplastic
Exons: 6
Coding region: 308-802 (164 amino acids)
Cellular component (GO): thylakoid; chloroplast thylakoid membrane
Source: RefSeq, a predicted model, not a curated record